AUGUCCACUAGACCGUUGCCUAACAUUGUGAUUACUGGUACGCCGGGGUGUGGUAAGACGUCGCAUGCUGAGCAAUUGUGUAGAGAGGCACCUGCGUUUAAGCAUAUAAACGUCACGGAGUUUGCGAAGGCGUACGACUGCUUUGAUGGGUACGACGAGGAAAGAAAGUGCCAUAUUGUGGACGAGGAUAAGCUGUGUGAUGCACUGGAGCCAAUGCUGGAGCAAGGUGGCAUUGUGAUCGACUGGCACGCUUGCGACUGGCUUCCAGAGAGACUUGUAGACCUCGUUAUCGUUCUCAAGACAGAUAACGGGAUCCUAUACGAUAGAUUGGAGAAGAGAGGGUACCCACAGAGUAAAAUCGACGAGAACAUCGACUGUGAGAUCAUGGAGGUCAUUGCUAACGAGGCCAGAGAGUCAUAUGCGCCAGAGAUCGUCAUCGAGCUGCAAUCCAAUACUACAGAGGAUAUGGAUGAGAACGUUCACAGAAUCGUGUCUUGGAUAGAUACCUGGAAGAUCAAUAACCCUGCUGGUGCAUCUAAUGAGCUUCCUAUGUAA
Williopsis jadinii is the source of this 555-nucleotide messenger RNA. It is a transcript of the gene FAP7, whose product is annotated as nucleoside-triphosphatase. The transcript has a single exon. The coding region runs from base 1 to 555 and encodes 184 amino acids. NCBI's taxonomy places the organism in Eukaryota, Fungi, Ascomycota, Saccharomycetes, Phaffomycetales, Wickerhamomycetaceae. Gene Ontology annotation, molecular function: ATP binding; ATP hydrolysis activity; AMP kinase activity. The record is from RefSeq and is a predicted model, not a curated record. Gene Ontology annotation, cellular component: cytoplasm; nucleus.